AUGGCCUCGCUUGGCCAGCUCGUCCUCGUCGCCGGCCUGGCGUUCCUGAUGCUGGCGGCCCAGGAUCACGUGAAACAUGGCCCGGCGGAGGCAGCCGCCGGCCUGCUCAUCACUGCAGCAGCUGCCGCUCCGGCGCCGCCGCCGGAGGUCAUCAACCCACCUGUGCAACCGUUGUCGUCGGAGGAAGCGGAGGCCGGGCAGCGGCCGCCCAUCCCUCCGUCCGGCCCGUCCGACCAGUUCAACGACAAGGUGAACGGCGCGAAGCCGUCAUCGGGCCGCACUGACGGCCGGCGCCUCGGGGCCCCGUGAAUUCGAGCGGCGGUCCGGUGUGUUAUAUUCUUGCAUUGUCCGGGUAAAAAAAGCGUGUCUUUCAUCUUAGCGAGUAGUGAUUCUGUCCUCUGCUAGAAAGAAAUUUAAUUUGAGCGGAUUUCAUGGUGAGACUGUGAGCGUAUUUCUUAUUCGUUUCGUCGAGUCUGAAUGUCUGUAAGAUCUGCCAAAUUUUCUUUCCAGUGGAGAAUGGAAGUGUU
Molecule: messenger RNA, 527 nt
Organism: Panicum virgatum (switchgrass)
Lineage: Eukaryota; Viridiplantae; Streptophyta; Magnoliopsida; Poales; Poaceae
Exons: 1
Coding region: 1-309 (102 amino acids)
Source: RefSeq, a predicted model, not a curated record